ACUAAUCGAUAUUGUAUGUGAAAUUUUUCAACAACAAUAAACAGUAGAAUUGUUUUCUUAAACAAUGAAAUAAAUAAUAUAAUGAUACCAAAACAAAACUCAAUUGAAAGUUUUUGAGUAAACAGUUAGACCCUGUAUUUUGGUUUUAGUUUAUGUUUAAGCAAUCCAACAGUUCAGCGACAGUAUAAGUAAACUUUGUGUGUGUUCACAGUAAAACAAAAACAGUAAAAUAGCAAUAAGAGGGUUAUAUUUAUUACUUCAUAAGUAAAAUAAAACAUUUCAAAAUUCCCGUGAAGUUUAAUAAAAAGAUUGUAAAUAUGCCUGCAGCCACUACCCCUCCGGCUCAGGCAGUUUCUGAAAAACCAGAUAAAUCAGAAGAAAUUUGGAAUGCGCUCAAGAGACAUAUUAUGAGAGAAAGGCAGCGCAAAAAACAAGAACAGGAAGCCGAAGUUGAAGAGGAGAGGUUAAGAAAGGAAAGAGAAGCACGGGAGAGGCAAGAUGUUAUGACAUUAGGUGAAACUAGAGAACAAAUACUUCUAUUGGAAAAAAAAUUAUCACAGUUGAAAGACGAGAAACAUCUAUUAUUUUUGCGUUUAAAAAAAGUAUUAAAUGAAGAUGAUAAUAGAAGACGGCAGUUGAUUAAAGAAAAUAGUGAACAAAUGAUGAUGCAUUCGAUGCCCCCUCAGCCCAUGGUUCAUCAACAGAUAUUUUUACCUCCUGUCGGAGCUUCAGCUAAUGCAAGACCUAUAGGACAACCUCAUAUUUUAGGCCAGCCUCAACAGUUAUUACACAAGGCACCAACACAAAUAAUUGGUGGAGGUGCUAUAAAACGUGGAAGAAGCCCUUCUCCAACUCCUAAUGUUGGGGGUUAUUAUAAAACAACUAACUACAUUCCACCAAAAGUAGAUGAAGGCAGGAGAGGGGGUGAAGUUGCUCGUGCUGUGCUCUGGAAUAAACCAUCUCAAUAUACAAAUCCUCCUGGUACACCAUUCUAUCAGGUUGCUCCUCCCAUGUCAACAGAUAAUCGUCCAACUCAAAUGAUUUAUUCUACAUAUGCUCCAAAAUUGCAAGUGAUAUCACACAGGCCUGAACCAAAUAUUCGACAAGCCCAGAAUUACCAUAUUGAUUUAAAACAAGAACCCGGAAAAGCUUCCACAUCUGUAUAUCACAUAAAUGUAGAUCCCAAGCCAACUAUUAGUGACCAAAAUAUGCAUAUGUCUUUAUCAAUGCCUGAAAAAAUGAUAACUGAUAGAAAUUAUCACAUUGAUCUGAAACACGAUGAGAGAAAAAUGCAGCAGCAAGAGAGAACUGGGUACAUUGAUAAAAAUUUAGCUCCUCAUGGUUUAGCAGUAGCACCUCCUCAGCAAUCUCAAGAAACUAUCGUGUAUAGCAGACCGAUGCAUGGAGGUGGCAUGCCAAUCACUAAUUCACCACAGAAUCAGAAAACAGGUAGUAUUACUUCUGGAUAUCCAAUAAGACCACCUAAUGCUCAGCAGAACCCACCUAUGUUGUAUCCACGGCAUCGUUACUAGAAAGUUAGCUAAAUACAUCCCCUGUUUUACAUAGAAGAUAUGUUUCAUAAAAAAGUGUGUAAUUCGAAAAAUUCACUUUUAUAUGGAAAAACCGUGCUAAACGAAAAUCGCUAUAAAAACAGCUCUUUUUGUCAGUUUUUAAUAUAAUAUACUAAGUUAUACACACAUAAAAUUAAGUUUUGAUCAUAAAACCGGGAGUUCCCAGCAUUUUUUCAAAAACAGUGUAAGUCCAAAAACUUGUUAAGAGAGUACUGUGUAAAACAGGGCAUAGGGCAUAUGCAUGUUUAGUGCGCAGUCAAAUCUUGCUUAAUCAUAUUUCAUACAGUCUUUACAAAAAUUUCACUAAUUUCUUUAUUAAGCUGUUAAUAAAUUUUGAAUUUUAUUCCACAUUCUGUGUCUAAAUAAUAAUAAUCUCAAUAUCUAAAUACUUAGAUAUUUUACAGGAAAAAUAUUAAAU
Molecule: messenger RNA, 1989 nt
Organism: Ctenocephalides felis (cat flea)
Lineage: Eukaryota; Metazoa; Arthropoda; Insecta; Siphonaptera; Pulicidae
Exons: 9
Coding region: 318-1532 (404 amino acids)
Biological process (GO): regulation of transcription by RNA polymerase II
Cellular component (GO): transcription regulator complex
Molecular function (GO): transcription coregulator activity
Source: RefSeq, a predicted model, not a curated record